AUGGAGAACGAAAUAUUCCCAAUAAUUCGCCGAAUUUUCCAUGCAGAUCUUUCACAACGGGAAUUUGACGAAAUAUCUGUGGUUGUGCUGCAGUUAAUCCCUCAGCUUUCUAUUGUGAAUGCUCGGGAGUGUGGAGAUCUUGUGAUUCAUUACUUCCCUCACUAUCUCCUCGGUCUCCGUCUAAACACCAUCGAAGAUAGAAAGGCUAACUUCCCUUUGUUGAAGGCGGUGUUUGACAUUAAACGAGAACGUCAAGAAACAUUUAUUCAAAUGGAUGAUGAUGCGGACGAGCGGCUGUUUGAAGUUGUGUUUGAAGGCAUUGUAAAGGAACAACCAGAAAAUUUGGAUAAUGUGUUGCAGGACCUGUUACUUUACUGGCUGCCUACUGGCUCACGUUCCGACUUCUGUUUAAAUCUUGCCGCAGAUUCUGAUUGCCCCAAUAGCACAAUUUUGCUGAUGGAGACUCGCAAUCGAUUGGAUGAUGCUUUCGAAAUACUUUUUCAGCAUAUGAAUUCCGAUCAAGGAGAUCAAGAACGAUUUGUGGCUUGGCUUGAUAAAAGUCUAUCAUUCUGUGGGCGACACGCCGGCUUAGCCCAUUCUUGUGGCUGGCUCAUACGGAUCAUGCGUGCAGUCACACAUGCUAGUGUUGAGAAGGAUAUCGUGGAUAUGGAAUUUCGUCUUCGUUCAUUAGCGGGAGGUAUUCUCGAGCGUGGUUCUGAACAUUCGUUAGAACUCGUCGAAUGUCUUCUAGAAUACCCUUCUUUCAAAUUUGGUUUUUUCAGGGAUUACGCCGUGUUAAUCCACAAGAUCCUCUGCACUUGUCUCCAUGAAUCGUUUAUUCUAAAGGAAUUAUAUUUGUGUAUAGAUCAGGAGAGUACAUUAGACCUGUUAUCUAUGCGUAUGCAACUAUCUCGAAAAGUUGGUGGUGUCAUACAGAAUCAGUGUGUCCUAUGUCGAUCACCACUGGCAAAAGCUGCUUACAUCUUCAGAUUGUCUACUCACAUCGGUGAGAAUUUGCUUGAGUAUCGGAAAACAUGUGGUCCGUCCAACUUUUGGCAGUGUCUCAUUACGAUACGAGCCUUUCUCUAG
This is a messenger RNA of Angiostrongylus costaricensis, 1089 nucleotides long. Lineage: Eukaryota; Metazoa; Nematoda; Chromadorea; Rhabditida; Metastrongylidae. The record is from the annotation of a GenBank genome assembly.